GAAGCAAUCAGCGUAUAAUUCAGUUUCAACGAGGCACCAAGAACGACGGAGCUUAUUUAAUUUCGACCACCUAGAAGUACCUAGGAGCUGGAAUAUUUUCAACAUUGUAAGCAAGGCUUCGACACGUCAACAUGUCUACGAAACCAGCAGAGCACGUCAAGCGGCCCAUGAAUGCGUUCAUGGUUUGGUCCCGAGAGGAGAGGCGAAAAAUUGCUCAAGACAACCCAAAGAUGCACAACUCGGAGAUCAGCAAAAAACUUGGCGCAGAAUGGAAGAAGUUGACAGACGUGGAGAAAAAGCCGUUUGUAGAGGAAGCUAAACACCUCCGAGCCCAGCAUAUGAAGGAUCAUCCUGAUUACAAGUAUAGGCCCAGACGCAAGCCUAAAUCACUCCUCAAGAAAGUCGACCGCUAUCCCUUCCCACUACCACCGUGUUUACCGACAUCCGAGGAAUUGCUCAAGUGCACUCCGCCUGGCAUCCCAACGACGUCUUUCGUGACUGAUCCGUACUCUUCAAGCGUGAGUGGCAAAGCGCGAUCGUUUCUGCCGGUGUCAUCGGCGUACACUUUCGACUCGAGUGCGAACCACUCCAUUACCCCAUCCAGAUUUGACCGCGGACUUGAGAUCCCAAACGCCGUCCGACCCGACAUGCUGACGGGAGGGCAAAUUUACCCUCAUUCACUCUACCCAAGCGCCGCUUCAACGACAAGCUCAGCUCUUCUGAGCUCCUCUGGAAUGCCUGUUCUCCCUGGCGGACAGUUAAAUCCCCAUUCCCAUCUUCACGCGAUUCAGGGCGCGAAUGGACAGUACACCGUACCUUGUAACUGUUCAUCGUGGCCGCAAGGACAAGAUGUACGGAGGCCGGUCGCCUAUCUACUCCUUUAGUUCAAGUGACUGACUUCUAAAUCUAUUUAUCACGAUGAACUAUUUAUGUAUAAUACAGCAAAUAACUGGUGUAAAUUAUUUCUUAUCGAACAAGCAAGAAUCUUAUUAUCCGCGUUUAAACAUGCCAAGCUUUCCUUUUGGUUUCAACUCUGCUGAUGACAAGCAUUUCAGUUUAUAGUGAUGUUGAAGAUUUUUAACGACCAAAUUUCUUACCGCAUUAAUCGUUGCCCGAUUGCAACGUGGUAUAGAGUUUGUAUAUUAUAAAGGCUAAGUGUGUGAAUAUUGAAAUAUUGAAGCAAUUCUUAUUCGACUUUAUUUGUAGGGUUAGUGGC
Porites lobata is the source of this 1216-nucleotide messenger RNA. Lineage: Eukaryota; Metazoa; Cnidaria; Anthozoa; Scleractinia; Poritidae. The record is from the annotation of a GenBank genome assembly.